Molecule: messenger RNA, 2630 nt
Organism: Gossypium raimondii (Peruvian cotton)
Lineage: Eukaryota; Viridiplantae; Streptophyta; Magnoliopsida; Malvales; Malvaceae
Exons: 7
Coding region: 246-2363 (705 amino acids)
Biological process (GO): spliceosomal complex assembly; mRNA splicing, via spliceosome
Cellular component (GO): U2-type catalytic step 2 spliceosome; Prp19 complex; precatalytic spliceosome
Molecular function (GO): protein binding
Source: RefSeq, a predicted model, not a curated record
CAAUUUACAACCCUAAUUUUUUUGUUCAUUUGAUUUGAAAUAUCUUUUCUUUCGUCUAUCAUCAUCUUCCUCCUGCCAUCGUCCCUGUUCUCUCUGCAAAUUAGUUUUUUUUUUCCUUCUCAUCUCAGUUCUCACCUGCCGCCGUGUCAAAUCAGUUUUCUUUCUUCUCAUCUCAGUUCUCACCCACCGCCGUGUCCGCUGGUUCUUUCCGGAUCUGACUCGUAUCCCGUGUCGGAUCGUGAAGCAUGGCAUCCAAAGAUGCUGACCCUUCGCUCGGGUAUUUGACCCGUAAAGACACGGAGGUCAAACUCCCUCGACCGACCCGUGUAAAAAAUAAAACUCCGGCACCAAUCCAGAUUACCGCCGAACAGAUCCUCCGAGAAGCUCGAGAACGUCAAGAGGCGGAAAUCCGGCCGCCUAAGCAAAAGAUUACGGACCCAACUGAACUCGCCGACUAUCGCCUCCGCAAACGCAAGGAGUUCGAAGACCUAAUUCGCCGCGUUCGGUGGAACCAAAGUGUUUGGAUCAAGUACGCCCAAUGGGAAGAGUCUCAAAAGGACUUCAAUCGAGCGAGGAGCGUGUGGGAGCGCGCUCUGGAAGUCGAUUACCGGAACCACACAUUGUGGUUGAAAUACGCCGAAGUGGAGAUGAAGAACAAGUUCAUCAACCACGCGAGGAAUGUUUGGGACCGUGCCGUUACGCUCCUCCCGCGCGUGGACCAGCUUUGGUACAAGUACAUCCACAUGGAAGAAAUGUUAGGGAACGUCGCCGGAGCUCGCCAGAUUUUCGAACGCUGGAUGUCGUGGAUGCCUGACCAACAAGGUUGGCUUUCCUACAUCAAAUUCGAGCUCCGUUACAACGAAGUCGAACGCGCCCGUGCAAUUUACGAACGGUUCGUUCAGUGCCACCCCAAAGUCGGAGCUUGGAUUAGAUAUGCCAAAUUCGAGAUGAAGAAUGGGGAGAUUGUACGGGCUAGGAAUGUGUACGAACGUGCGGUGGAGAAGCUGGCGGAUGAAGAAGAUGCAGAGCAGUUAUUCGUUGCAUUCGCCGAAUUUGAGGAACGGUGUAAGGAAACGGAACGAGCUCGGUGUAUUUACAAGUUUGCCCUCGAUCAUAUACCCAAAGGUAGUGCAGAGGAUUUGUAUAGAAAGUUUGUGGCUUUUGAGAAGCAAUAUGGAGAUAAGGAAGGGAUUGAGGAUGCCAUUGUGGGGAAGAGGAGGUUUCAGUAUGAGGAUGAAGUCAGGAAGAAUCCAUUGAAUUAUGAUGCUUGGUUUGAUUAUAUAAGGUUGGAAGAGAGUGUAGGCAGUAAGGGGAGGAUUAGGGAGGUUUAUGAGAGAGCUAUUGCUAAUGUUCCUCCAGCUGAGGAGAAGCGAUAUUGGCAGAGAUAUAUUUACUUGUGGAUUAAUUAUGCUUUAUAUGAGGAGCUUGAUGCUGGGGAUAUGGAGCGGACGAGAGAUGUGUACAGGGAGUGCCUUAAGCUUAUUCCACACGAGAAGUUUUCUUUUGCAAAGAUCUGGCUUCUUGCUGCACAGUUUGAAAUAAGACAGCUCAAUCUCAUGGGUGCGCGGCAAAUCUUGGGAAAUGCUAUUGGAAAGGCACCUAAAGAUAAGAUCUUUAAGAAGUAUAUUGAAAUUGAGCUGCAACUUGGUAAUAUUGACCGUUGCCGAAAACUGUAUGAGAAGUAUCUGGAGUGGGCACCUGAGAACUGCUAUGCAUGGAGCAAAUAUGCUGAGUUAGAAAGAUCAUUAGCUGAAACAGAGCGUGCAAGAGCUAUUUUUGAGCUUGCCAUCACACAACCAGCUUUGGACAUGCCGGAGUUAUUGUGGAAGGCAUACAUAGAUUUUGAAAUUUCUGAAGGUGAAUAUGAACGAACUAGAGGAUUGUACGAGAGACUAUUAGAUCGCACGAAGCACUUGAAGGUGUGGAUUAGUUAUGCAAACUUUGAAGCCUCUGCAAUGGAGGAGAAUGAUGAGAGUUCGGACUUGCCACAAGAUGGGGUUGAGGAAUAUAAUCACGAAGCAAAGAAGGAAUGUGUUCAGCGUGCAAGAAGAGUCUUUGAAAGAGCAGUUAACUAUUAUAGAACGUCAGCACCAGAACUGAAAGAAGAGCGGGCUAUGCUCCUGGAAGAGUGGCUUAAAACGGAAAGCAGUUUCGGUGAGCUUGGUGACAUUAGCGUAGUCCAGUCUAAGUUGCCUAAAAAACUCAAAAAGAGGAAGCAAAUUACGAGUGAAGAUGGUGGUGUUACUGGGUAUGAAGAAUACUUCGAUUAUGUAUUCCCUGAAGAAAACCAGGCGACGAACCUCAAGAUUUUGGAAGCUGCAUACAAAUGGAAAAAACAAAAGAUUACUUCAGAUGAUGAGUAGGAUGAUGAUACGUGUAUUGUAACCCUUUCUUUUGUUGCACUUCCAAAUGUAUACAAGCAUAUGCCCAGCUUAACUGCAUAAUUCUUUAGUGCCUGGAUUUUGUUCUGCUGUAUCUGUGUUUUGGAAAACAAGCUUUUGAGGGGAACUGUUAUGGGAGAAGAUCUUUUGUAAUAUGAAAUGAGUUUAGUAUUGUUUUAGAAAUCUUAGGUUACACUGAGAUUGAUCUAUGAUCACUGGAAUCAAGACUCUAAUUCAUUGCUAUUGCUA